Messenger RNA from Nannizzia gypsea CBS 118893, 3966 nucleotides. RefSeq names its product signal transduction histidine-protein kinase barA. Lineage: Eukaryota; Fungi; Ascomycota; Eurotiomycetes; Onygenales; Arthrodermataceae. Bases 1 to 3966 code for a protein of 1321 amino acids. Gene Ontology annotation, molecular function: phosphorelay sensor kinase activity. The transcript has 3 exons. Gene Ontology annotation, cellular component: membrane. The record is from RefSeq and is a predicted model, not a curated record. Gene Ontology annotation, biological process: cellular hyperosmotic response; phosphorylation; phosphorelay signal transduction system.
AUGGCUCCCGAGGACGAGACAUUGUUAGCUGCUGCUGCUCUACUACAGAGCUUAGCAAAAGAUACGCCGCUACCCCCCUCGUUCCCCUUCAACGGCCACAAAUACAAUCAACCUCCAAAGAAUGGCUGUGACAUCGCCAAAAUCAAGCUCCCUGGGUUGGAAAGUGAUGGAAAGGCCGCCCUCGAACGUGAGAUAGCCGCUCUAAUCGGAAGGGUCAACACCUUACAGUUCUUUGUGCCGCCUUCUCGGCAUACCCGUGCCUCAAAUCUUAAGAAUAUUAAUAACGAGCCCGAUAAUGACCAAGACACCGACUCGAAAACUAUUUGUGAAGAUGACACUAGCGAAGAUGAUGACGAAGAUGAUGACAUUGUCCAAGUUAAGAACCCUUAUGAAGACGACAUAACUUACCUACGAAACCGUGUUCAAUUACAAGCCGACGAGAUCAACCUGCAGAAGGAAAUAAUCUCUCGUGUACGGGAUGAGCUACGGUUACAGGAAGAGCGUACCAAGAACGCACUGGUCAAGGUAGAAACAGAAGAUGUUGGUCUUCUCGAGCGUGAACUUCGGAAACAUCAACAGGCAAAUGAGGCUUUCCAGAAGGCCCUCAGGGAAAUCGGAGGCAUCAUCACUCAGGUCGCCAACGGUGACCUCUCUAUGAAAGUACAGAUACACCCACUGGAGAUGGACCCUGAAAUUACCACUUUCAAACGCACCAUCAACACUAUGAUGGACCAACUCCAAGUAUUUGGAAGUGAAGUGUCUAGGGUGGCAAGAGAGGUCGGAACCGAAGGUAUUCUUGGUGGCCAAGCCCAGAUCACCGGUGUUAAUGGCAUCUGGAAGGAGUUGACUGAAAACGUCAACAUCAUGGCUAGCAAUCUCACUGAUCAGGUCCGAGAGAUCGCUACUGUCACCACUGCCGUUGCCCAUGGUGACUUGAGCCAAAAGAUUGAACGUCGCGCUAAGGGAGAGAUUCUUGAGCUUCAACAGACCAUCAACACUAUGGUGGACCAACUUCGAACUUUUGCAACUGAAGUUACUCGUGUCGCUCGUGAUGUCGGAACUGAAGGUGUUCUGGGUGGCCAAGCCCAGAUUGAGGGUGUAAAGGGCAUGUGGAACGAGUUGACAGUCAAUGUCAACGCUAUGGCUGAGAACCUUACUACCCAGGUCCGAGACAUCGCCAUGGUCACUACUGCAGUUGCUAAAGGUGAUCUCACCCAAAAGGUGCAAGCCAACUGCAAGGGUGAAAUCCUUGCACUGAAGACCAUUAUAAACUCCAUGGUUGACCAACUUAAGCAAUUUGCACAAGAAGUCACCAAGAUUGCCAAGGAGGUCGGCACAGACGGUAUGCUUGGUGGUCAGGCCACUGUCCAUGAUGUCGAGGGGACUUGGAAGGAUCUAACGGAGAAUGUGAACGGCAUGGCUAUGAAUCUUACAACUCAGGUCAGAGAAAUUGCCGAUGUCACUACUGCCGUCGCAAAGGGUGAUCUCACCAAAAAGGUUACCGCUGAAGUCAAGGGAGAAAUUUUGGAUUUGAAGAACACUAUCAAUAGCAUGGUGGACCGUUUGAAUACAUUCGCCUUUGAGGUCAGCAAGGUCGCUCGAGAGGUCGGAACUGAUGGUACUCUUGGUGGACAGGCGAAAGUGGACAAUGUCGAAGGAAAGUGGAAAGACCUAACCGACAAUGUCAAUACCAUGGCUCAAAAUCUCACUGUCCAAGUGCGAGCCAUAUCCAAUGUCACCCAGGCUAUCGCUAAAGGAAACAUGAACAAGAAGAUCGAUGUUCAUGCACAAGGUGAAAUACUCACUUUGAAAGACACCAUCAACAACAUGGUUGACCGACUCGCCAAUUUUGCCCAUGAGCUGAAGAGAGUUGCCCGCGACGUCGGUGUUGAUGGAAAGAUGGGCGGGCAGGCUAAUGUUGAAGGCAUUUCUGGAAGAUGGAAAGAAAUCACAGAGGACGUGAACACCAUGGCAGACAAUCUUACUUCUCAAGUGCGUGCCUUUGGAGAAAUUACUGAUGCCGCCACGGACGGUGAUUUCACGAAACUUAUCACUGUCGAAGCGUCUGGUGAGAUGGACGAACUGAAAAAGAAGAUCAAUAAGAUGAUAUCAAACCUCAGAGACAGUAUUCAGAGAAACACUGCUGCUCGAGAAGCCGCCGAGUUGGCUAACCGCACCAAAUCCGAAUUCUUAGCCAACAUGAGUCACGAAAUUCGUACGCCAAUGAAUGGUAUCAUUGGUAUGACCCAGCUUACCCUCGAUACUGAUGACCUUAAGCCUUAUCCGCGUGAAAUGUUGAAUGUUGUACACAGUUUGGCCAACAGUCUGUUGACCAUUAUUGACGACAUACUCGAUAUCUCCAAGAUUGAGGCUAACCGGAUGGUCAUUGAGAGUAUCCCCUUCACAAUGAGGGGUACAGUUUUCAACGCCUUGAAAACUCUUGCUGUGAAAGCCAAUGAGAAGUUCCUCAACUUGACAUACCAGGUUGAUAGUUCCGUGCCUGACUAUGUUAUUGGAGACCCCUUCCGCCUUCGUCAAAUCAUCUUGAAUUUAGUUGGAAAUGCGAUUAAGUUCACUGAACAUGGUGAGGUCACGCUUGAGAUCAAAAAGCAUGAACCUCCACCACCUGCAGAGGGCGAACCAGAACGUGAGGUCUGCGCGGACGAUGAAUACGCCUACGAGUUCUCCGUCCAGGAUACUGGCAUUGGUAUCGCCAAAGACAAGCUAGACAUGAUUUUCGAUACCUUCCAGCAAGCUGAUGGUUCUACCACUCGCAAGUUUGGUGGUACCGGCUUGGGAUUGUCUAUUUCCAAACGUUUGGUUAACCUGAUGGGUGGUGAUGUCUGGGUCACCUCGGAAUACGGUCGCGGCAGUACCUUCCACUUCACCUGCGUUGUCAAGAAGGCAGAUCAAUCUCUGGAUGUUAUUGCCUCCUCUCUUGUGCCGUACAAGGGGCAUUCUGUUCUAUUCAUCGACAAAGGGUUCACCGGAGACUAUGCCAACAACAUCAUUGGCAUGCUCAGGGCUCUUGACCUGGUUCCAAUCGUUGUCCACAAUGAAAACAAUGUGCCUCCGCCAGAAAUCAAAGAUGAAGAAGGCAAAGAGGCAGGGCAUGCAUAUGAUGUUAUCAUUGUCGAUAUGAUUGAGACCGCCCGAACCCUCCGAACCUUUGAUGAGUUCAAAUAUAUUCCCAUUGUGCUCCUGUGCCCAGUUGUCUCUGUUAGCUUGAAGUCUGCUCUCGAUCUUGGAAUCACAUCUUACAUGACAACCCCAUGCCAACCCAUUGAUCUUGGCAACGGCAUGCUCCCUGCUCUUGAGGGUCGUUCUACCCCCCUCACCUCGGAUGACUCUCGAUCUUUUGAUAUCCUUUUGGCUGAAGAUAAUGAUGUUAACCAGAAGGUUGCGGUUAAAAUAUUAGAGAAAUGCAAUCAUGGGGUCACUGUUGUUGGUAACGGUCUCCAGGCUCUUGAGACUAUCAAGAAGCGCCGAUUUGACGUUAUUCUUAUGGAUGUCCAGAUGCCAAUCAUGGGUGGUUUCGAAGCAACCGGUGAGAUCCGUGCAUACGAGAAGCGUAAUAACCUAACACGAACACCUAUUAUUGCCUUGACUGCGCACGCUAUGUUAGGAGACCGUGAGAAAUGUAUCCAGGCACAAAUGGACGAAUACCUCUCGAAACCGCUUAAGCAAACUCAGAUGAUGCAGACGAUCCUGAAAUGCACUACUUUAGGAGGCCCACUCCUUGAGAAGAGCAACAAUGACUCGAGACUUGGCAUUAACACACAAAUGCAUGGCAGGAAUCGCAUGCAUUCUUCUGAUUAUCGGGACCGACGCCCACGCCCAUCACGUCACCUAGACCCACGAGCAUACGGAGGGGCUGAAGGACCAACAAGUUCAACUCCCGAGGCCAAGAAGGCUACGACUAGUGAAGAUGAACCCAGGGUAAUUGAGGUCCCGGAUAAACAGUAA